AUGCCAGUAAGCGAAGGUGAAAGUAAGCGGAUAUCAAAACCCCCUCCAAGAAUGACAUAUAACGAGUUUGGAAAUCCAAUAGAUGCCUCAACUCCAGUGAGAGUAAGACAACCAAUAGUCAAUUUAAACAGAAGAAGCUCAUUGUCAAGAGCUUCAUCAGUAUACUCAACAAGCAAAGAACAAGAAAAGGUUGAACAAUACUCUGAGGACUUUUCCACCCUGAAAGAGAUAUCUCCAGAAAACCUGAGUGUAGAUGAAGCUGAGAAGCCAGUCAAUGUACAAAAAAACCUACAAGAAAGUAAGAAGACAUUGAGGCACCUUCAGCUCAAACUACAAGGCCUUCAAUCGUUAAGUUUAGUUCAUGAAAGGAAGCUUAAGAAUCUUGAAGAGCUUAAAAAGAAAAAAGAUGAAGCCAUUCGACAAUCAAUCGCCGAAGACCAAUAUUUAGGAUUUGAUGAUGAUGGUGAAGUCGUCGAAACCAAUCAUUCAAAUGAAAUGAACAUGCAAACUGAAGUGGAAGAGAUACCACAAGUGAAGUGUCUACCAGAAUCAAAAAAUCUUCCAGUUGACCCAAUAGUUCUGAUGACUCAAGCGAUUUCACAAAUGUCUGCUACACCAUCCUAUUCUCGUAAACAUGAGGAAUUGCCAAAGUUCAAUGGAUGUUCAGAAGAGUGGCCACUAUUCAAAGCUGAGUUCGAUCGAUCAACCAAAGAGUACAAAAUUGACAAUUCAAUCAACAUUCGAAGAUUAAGAGAAGCUUUGAAAGGAGAUGCCUUGGAGACAGUUUCAUUCCUGCUACCAAACAUCGAUAAUGUGGAAAGCAUCAUGAAGACCCUAGAAGAUAGGUUUGGACAACCAAAGUUUGUGAUUGAAGGGUUAUUAAAGAAAGCAAGAGCAGUCCCUUCUCCAUCAGUAACCAAACCUGAAGCAACAAUCAAGUUCGGAAUAGCCGUACAACCAGUAGUGGCAAGCAUCACGUCUUAUAAAAGUAGCCAGUAUUUAUAUUCCAUUGAAAUCCUGAGCACUCUGGUGAAGAAGAUGUCGAUAGAAAUGGAAACUGAGUGGUACAGCUGGCUUCGGCAAGACACCUCAAGAGAAGAAAAUCUAAAAUAUUUUUCACAAUGGAUUUCUAUAAAACAGUCUUUAGCAUAUCUUGAGUCAACUCCAACUAUAUCUUCUGAAAAUGCAAAUGACAAGGAUAGAAAGAAGAAGCAGACUCAUUUUGGAAAAGUAUCAACUAACCCCAACCCUGAUCGAAAAGAAUACUGUGUGUACUGCAAAAUUGAAAAUCAUCAUGUCAGUGACUGUCGAAAGUUUUCAGCACUACCAAUUAAGGAAAAAGACGAGUUUGCAAAGAAAAAUCUUAUGUGCUUCCGCUGCUUAAAGAAAAAUCACGCAGUCAAGAAUUGCAAAUCGAGAAUGACUUGUAAAAUUGAAGGAUGUAGAGGAAGGCAUCAUACAUCCCUACAUAAUAAUUCAAGAUUCAAUGAAGUUCAAAGGAAAGUCAUUUAA
Molecule: messenger RNA, 1512 nt
Organism: Diabrotica virgifera virgifera (western corn rootworm)
Lineage: Eukaryota; Metazoa; Arthropoda; Insecta; Coleoptera; Chrysomelidae
Exons: 2
Coding region: 1-1512 (503 amino acids)
Source: RefSeq, a predicted model, not a curated record